AUAGGCUGCUAGGGUGACUACGAUGUAGCAACACUGUAACAACGGAGGAAUCGGGUUUGAAACAGAGUUAAUUAACAAAGCGGAAGACAUUUUAUAAAGACAAACGACUUCCAGUAGUUAUUUUUGACUGCAUUUACGUGGUGAACUUUCAAAACUUGAGUGUGACACCUUUGUUACCAUGUAUGAGGAUGAAUGAGACCAUGCUCUUUGUGGAGGAAGAAGAGGUAGACAAGACAAAUCAGCAGGUUGAAGAGGACAAUGUCUCCAGGAAGAUGGUUACUGUCGACUGGGACCAAUGGGACAAGCUACUGCUGCCCUCUACACUGGACUCCGGUGUGCACAGUCUGGACACAGUGUAUGACAGAACCACUGUGAUGAUUGAACAAGACCCAGUGGGUUCUAGAACUGACAAUAAAGAGGAGGAAGAGGACCUGAUGAUGUACCUACAUGAGGGAUGUGAGACGGAGGGUCGUGGAGGUCUGGAAGACCACUGGCAGGCCAUGUCACAGGGGUACAUCCACCACACCAUCUCCCAGGACCAGAUCCAGUUCACCAUCAACCCUGGUUCCACACCCAUGCCCCGGCACAUCCAGGGGGCCACCAUCACACUGCACUCGGAGUGCCCAGAUACCCACCACAGCGAGGUGAAGCGUUACCAGUGUCUAUACGAGGACUGUACUCGUACCUACAGCACAGCAGGGAACCUUCGGACCCACCAGAAGAGACACAGAGGAGAAUACACGUUUGUCUGCAACCAGUUGGGCUGUGACAAGGCCUUCCUUACCUCCUACAGUCUGAAGAUCCACGUCCGCGUUCACACCAAGGAGAAGCCCUUCGAGUGUGACCAACAGGGCUGUGAGAAGGCCUACAACACACUGUACAGGCUGAAAGCCCACCAGAGACUGCACACAGGGAACACGUUUAACUGCGAGUCAGGCGGAUGCACCAAGUACUUCACCACUCUGAGUGACCUGAGGAAACACAUCAGGACACACUCCAAGGAGAGGCCCUUCAGAUGUGACCAUCCUGGCUGUUACAAAGCGUUCACCUCUAGUGACCAUCUCCAAACACACAUCCUGGGACAAAUAGGUGAAGGCGAGCCACCCCUCCUUCAGGUGGACACAGAUGGUGAUAAGUCCCUAAGCUCCUCCAACAGUCCGAGGGACAACAUCAAAGGUCACGACCCUGGACCGUCAGCUGACAUAAUUCACAGCCACUCCCUCUCAGACGAUUUGAAACCUCGUUCCCCAUGUCUCAGUGAUAUGAGCCUGAUUUCCACUGAUUCUCAGUUCAGAGAAAAUAAUUCUGAUGCCCUGGACCUGGUGUUUGAGAUGCUGUUUCAAGACAAGCCCCAGCCACAGGAUGUGUCAUCGGUGGCAGUGCCCUCGUGUAGUUUGGAGAACCCAUCUCUAACCGUGGUGCUUCCAGAAGCAUCUCACCCUUUCAUUUCUACCUGUCCUGAACCCUCUGACUCUACCCCUAGUGAACCCCGUCCUGUACCCCAGCCCACCGCUCUCCUCACCCCUGGUGAACCCUGUCCAGUUCCUGUCUCUCUCAUGAUCAGUGAUACACCUAACCAUGAGGUGAAUCCAGAACAGCCAUCCAAUCAGAGCCUACCACAACAACCUGCAGCAUCCCUCCAUUCCCAACCAGGCUCCACCCAGAGUGUACUACCACAGCCAACCACCACCCUCCAUUCCCAACCAGGCUCCACCCAGAGUGUACUACCACAGCCAACCACCACCCUCCAUUCCCAACCAGGCUCCACCCAGAGCGUACUACUACAGCCAGCUGCCAUGUCUUCCAUCUAUUCUCAACCAGGCCCAUACCCUCCACCCCCCAGCUCCUCCCUCCAGGCCCCACUAACACCCCUCUCCCUGGGGUACUCUACUCCUCCUACGGUCCCUGCCCACAGUACCAUCCAGCCCAUCACCUUGUCCACUCAGAACCUCCAGUGGCUGUUGAACAGUGUCAAUGACCCGAGGCUGCAGGACAUGCAGACACAGCUAUCCCAACAACAAAGUGGCUCGACACUAGAGAAGCUCUAUUUCACCACAGAAAUACCAAUGGGAGGGAACACAGGGACAGCUCUGCAGCAGAUAGGCCUGAGUCUGCCUGUCAUCGUAAUUAGACAGGGAGAGUCAUGCCAGUGUCGGUGCCCCUGCAGAGACGGCAGCACAGCAUCAGACACAGAGAAACAGACUGGUGCCCAGUUCCAUCAGUCCCAAGACCUAUCAACCCAGGACCCACCCCCUCAGCCCCAGGUCCCACCACCCCAGCCCCAGGACCCACCACCCCAGCCCCAGCACCCACCCCCUCUGUCCCAGGUCCCACCACCCCAGCCUACUCCAACAUAGCAGCCUCAACCUCCACCUGUACAUCCCCCAUGAAAAUUCAAGUCAACCUUUUUAUUACUGGAGAAAUCGUUCCUGUUCCUUAUCCAACUGAGGUGUCUCUAUGCACUGUGCUGUGUACUUAACUCUUUCUGUUGUUAAUACCUAGUUCAAGAUCAGGUCUCCAUACCCUCCUCCAUAACCUCAAUCAAUAGUAACCCAACCAACCCCAGACUGGUUGCUGAGGGUAGAAAGCAAUCAUGUGCUACAUUUCAGUGUGGAUCAGGUCAAUUCUGGUAGUGGACUAGCGGUCUAUUAUGAAUUGGGCUUGAACAGUGGCUGGCCGCUGAAUGUAGUGUGGAAAACGGUUGACUAGAGCACAAAUCCUCUGUAGCAACAUUCCUUACAUCCAGUCCCACUGGAAACAUUAAAGGUGACAUUUAUUUCUGAUGGCGCAGAAAGAAAAAGCCCUGUUGUUAAAACAGACUAUCACUCCCCAUGCAGUACUUAGCAUUGCAUUUUUUGCCAAAUGUGUGUGGAAUGCAAAUUGUUAUGGCAUCGCGUGCGUCAUGUAUCCGUACCGUUUCAUUCUGAACCUGCAAAUGAUCUCUGUGUAUUCAAGGAUGUCGAAUAAUGGGAGAUGUAAGUAGCAAAUGCUGCUCUAACAAUACAGCGCAGUACAUUUAGACACUAGCAAACUAACCUGGCAAUGCAAAACUAUUUGUUUUUUCUUGAACGUUUUCUUCAAUGUUCACAAUAUAACCGUUUUUAACAUGUCAUUUUUGAUGUAAUGUCAUCAUCUAUAACUGUUUUACUUACUGACAUGUUGACCAGAUGGACAGGUUAGCUGAGGUGUCUGCAUCAGUCUCCCUGUGGAGCUCUGAAGAGUAACUGUUUUUUAAUGUGCAAAAAUCCACUUGAUUGUGUCUCUUUGAAUGUUCUGCAUUAUUGAACUAGCUUAAUGGGCUUCCUGUUUUUAAGUGCUUUGGUUUGGAACUCUCUGAGUGGCAGAAUUCCCUCGACGACAUCCCCCCGGCCAACCCUGCUGCCUUUAGAUACAUUUCCUCUCUCUCUGUAUCUGUCUCUGUCUCUCGUGCCUUUCUUUUUUCUAGCGUAUGGAUUAUGCUCCUUUAGAAUCUGAACUGAUAUACUUUGUUUCACCAUUGUAGAAUGAAUAUCAGUUUGGAUUCCAGGCUAAGAGGAUGCUAGUCGCAAGGAACAACAGGCUUUCUAAAACUAAAUGACUUCCUUAUUUACGCCCUCCUACUGUUUUGUCAGUCAAUUCUAUUUUCAUACUUCUCUCUCUUUGAUUCUCUGUCCCUUUCUCUUCUCUCUCGCUCGCUUUCUUCAUCUCUCCCCUCUCAGUUCACUGCCCUUCUACGGUUGACAUUCUGAGGUACGAAUCAGGAAGCUAUAAUUGUAUGAACGCAUCAUCUGAUCUGUCACCUGGUACUAGAAAGAUCGGUGAUGAUGAGUGUCGGGGCCGGCCGUCGCACGGUGCUGUGAAGCCUGACAUUUCUAACCGCACCACGCCUGGUUGGUUAGUUGGUGUUAACGGCUAAUGUGCUUGGGCAGUGUGGGGGUGGGUGUGGAGCAGGACAGAGACUCAGCACUGGACCCAUGGUUUCUAUUUGUCCUGAGCUGAGUGCUAAAGUAGCUAGUGUGUUGGGAAGGGACCAGGCAGCCUGCUACGGCUUAACAAUGAUAGAAGAGUGUGUUACAGGACAGGCUCCUUCCCAGUUGGUGGGUCUGACCCUUGCUGAUUCGGUUGAUUCAAAACCACCCUAUUUCAAACACACCGAAGAUUCCCACAUAGUAACCAGACAAUACGUUUAUUUUUCACCAUUUAAAAGUAAUACAGGAAAGAAUAAGUCCUCAAUGUCAGAAAGUCUCAAAGCUCACCCACACUACACAAACCCCAGUGGCUAUAUCAUUACUGUGGCGAUCAUCACAACAGAACUCAUCUGAAAGGAAUAGACUUAAGUCACUCAAAACAGGCUAUUUCUUGGCACUAACAUAAGUUGACGUAAACUAACCAAUGAAACUUUGUACAAAAGUAUUUGUGUUGUGUAUUCAAAUGUUUAAAAAAAACAGGUAUCGGGAUGAAAUUCACAUCAAUGGAAAACUUAAUUUGAGAGAAGAACAGAAGAGUUGACGAAAACAGAGACAGGUUCAAUCAUGAGUGUACCCCUGAAUCCCCAAACCAACCCCUAGCCCCCUCCCCCUAGAUGCUUUUGCAGAUCUGAGAGGAUUGGAUAGGUGUAAGCAAUAUAGUGGAACCUUCAUCUUGCCCUCUGAUAGGCCAGGUGGAAUUGUUGCUAAGUCAAUGGUGUGAGCCGUCUCAGUCCCAUUUGCUCCAGUAAAAAGCAUACGCUACUUGUAUUUAUUUGGACAGUGAAGAUAAAAUGUGUACAUUUCGCUCUAUACUCCAGCAUUUUGGAAUUGAGAUCAAAUGUUUCAUAUGAGGUGACUACGGAAUGUCAUUUUCGUAGGGCAUUUUCGUACGUAUCUGUUUUACAGUUUAGAAAUGAAAGCACUUUUGUGUAUGUA
Messenger RNA from Salvelinus namaycush (lake trout), 4883 nucleotides. RefSeq names its product metal regulatory transcription factor 1-like. The record is from RefSeq and is a predicted model, not a curated record. The transcript is spliced from 11 exons. Gene Ontology annotation, biological process: positive regulation of transcription by RNA polymerase II; central nervous system development. Gene Ontology annotation, cellular component: nucleus. Gene Ontology annotation, molecular function: RNA polymerase II cis-regulatory region sequence-specific DNA binding; DNA-binding transcription activator activity, RNA polymerase II-specific. The coding region runs from base 183 to 2357 and encodes 724 amino acids. NCBI's taxonomy places the organism in Eukaryota, Metazoa, Chordata, Actinopteri, Salmoniformes, Salmonidae.